This is a messenger RNA of Nelumbo nucifera (sacred lotus), 354 nucleotides long. The record is from RefSeq and is a predicted model, not a curated record. Lineage: Eukaryota; Viridiplantae; Streptophyta; Magnoliopsida; Proteales; Nelumbonaceae.
AUGGUAGCUUCUAACAUUUGUUACUUGGUCGUCUUAUUAUUAGCAACCUGGUUGAUUGGCGGAGUUGUAGUCUCCAGCCACCAGGUUCCCAUCAAGGAAAAUGCUGCGUGUGAUGGCGAUAUUCUGUCUAUAGGAUACAACUGUUGGAAUUACAUUCAGUAUCCGGGGCCCAAGACUCCACCAUCACAGGGGUGUUGUGGUAUUGUGAGGAAUGCCAACAUGCCCUGUGUGUGUGCAAGUGUUACCGAGCAAGAAGAGUCUCACAUUAGCAUGGAGAAGUUGAUCUAUGUGGCAUAUAUGUGCGGCAACCCAGUUCCCCAUGGUACCAAAUGUGGAAGUUACACCGUCCCAUGA